This is a messenger RNA of Macaca mulatta (Rhesus monkey), 2779 nucleotides long. The record is from RefSeq and is a predicted model, not a curated record. Lineage: Eukaryota; Metazoa; Chordata; Mammalia; Primates; Cercopithecidae.
CCCUCGAGAAAGUGCGAUCCCUCCCCAGGAAAGAACCAGGGCUAUUUUUGUUCCAAAAGCAUCCAUUCUGGGCGCCCUCUUCAGCACUUGGCACGUGGUGAAUAAAUCAAUCAGGCUGAAAGAAAGGAGCCGGCCCAAGUGCAGAGUGAUGAAUGAACCUCAGAGGAAGAAACCCGCGUUCACCAGGCCCCGGGCUUGGGCCAGGCGCUGUCCUGGCGGCGUCAGGGUGGACAUCGUCCCGGGAGCUCGGACCCGGCAGCUGUGCCCCGCGCCCUGCCUGUCCAGCGGCCCGCAGGCCCAGCCCUCACGCGCCCAGCCUCCGCGGCCUUUGUGGCGUCACAACCAGCCUGAAGAAUGGUUGCCUUGGAGACGUAAACCCAAGAGCCCUGCUCCUGGAGCUGAGAACUGCAGCGCGGAGGCUUCGGAGUGAGCCCGGGCAGUUGGGGCCGAGGCAGCUCCUCCUGACUGUGACUUUGGACACCUCGCUGAAUCUCUGCUUCCUCCCCUGCAAAAAUGAAAAUUCAUUCAACGGAUGAAGUUAAGGCGUGCCAAGGGUGAGGAUCUCCUUUAGAAGAGGAGAAGCCUUGCAUCAACCUCUUGGGCCUCAGCCAAGAUGUCUGAGACACUGUCCAAUAUAGUCUCCAAGAACAUGACCAAUGACAGGACCCCAUCACGUUGGAUUGGAGGCCCACCCUGCUCCAGAAUGGCCUCAGCUUAGUGAAUUACAGCUGCAAAGACCUUAUUUCCAAACAAGGUCACAUUCUGAGACAGUGGGGGUUGGGACUUCAACAUAUGAAUUGGGAUGACACAAUUCAACCCACAACAGACCAUGAGGAAGGUGUCACCGUGAAGAGAACAGCCUGGAAUCCAUGAACAUCAGCUCUUCCUCAAGCGCUGAAGAGAACCCAAAGAAACAGGCAAAAAAACCCAAAGAGCGUGGUCCUGACCCUUCGGCGAAUCCUUUCCACUUGUCUGGGGAUGUGGAUUUCUUCUUGCUCAGAGAUCAGGAGCGGAAUAAGGCUCUCUCCGAGCGGCAGCAGCAGAAGACGAUGCGAGUGCACGAGAAGAUGACCUACUCCUCCAAAGUGUUGGCUAAGCACACCAGCUUGCGACGGCAGCUGCAGCUGGAGGAUAAGCAGGAGGACCUGGAGGCGCGCACCGAGGCAGACCAUCUGCGCGCCUUCCGCGACUACAAUACAUGGAAGCUCACCUUGACCAAAGCAGAAAAGAAUGUGGAGCCUGAGAACAUGAGUGGCUACCUUAAGCAGAAGCGGCAAAUGUUCCUCCUCCAGUAUACCCUGGAUUGCAAACGGAGAGAGAUCCAGCGGCUGGAGACGCUGGCGACCAAAGAGGAGGCCAGGCUGCAGCAGGCCGAGAAGUCCCUGGCGAAGGAUGCCGCCUUGUUCGACGAGUUCCUCAGGGAGAACGACUGCAGCUCCGUGCAGGCCAUGAAAGCGGCUGAGAAGGAGACCAAAGCCAAGAUAGAGAAGAUCCUUGAAAUCCGGGACCUCACCACCCAGAUUGUUAAUAUCAAAAGUGAGAUCUCCAGAUUUGAAGACACUCUGCAGCAUUACAAGGUCUACAAGGAUUUCCUAUACAAGCUGUCGCCCAAGGAGUGGCUUGAAGAACAGGAAAAGAAACACUUGUUUCUCAAAAACGCCAAGGAGAUCUCCGAGGCUUCCAAAGACGGCAGUGUUAACUCCACACCAGGGGACAAAGGACCAGGGAUCAAGGGCAAGGCGAGCUCUGUGUGGGCCAAAGAGGGUCAGGGCACAAAGAAGCCCUGGAGGUUUCUGCGGCUGGGGCGGAGCCUGUCUUAUCUGAGCAGCCCCCAGCAAGGCAGCCAGCCCAGCGAGUCUAGCGGUGGCAACUCCAGAGGGUCGAACUCUCCCAUCCCCCUCACGCAGGAGGACACCGACAGCGAUGGGGAGGAACCACAGCUGUACUUCACGGAGCCCCAGCAGCUCCUGGAUGUCUUCCGAGAGCUGGAGGAGCAGAACCUGUCGCUGAUCCAGAACAGGCAGGAGAUGGAGGAGACCCUGGAGGAGCUGAGCCGCACCCUGAAACACACACAGAUCCGCAUGGACAGGGAGGUCAACCAGCUGAAGCAGUGGGUCAGCACGAUGAUGAUGUCCAUCACCAAGGAGGAGGACACAGCAGCUGAGCUGGAGCUCAAAGCCCGAGUCUUCCACUUCGGCGAGUACAAGGGUGAUCAGCAGGAUAAGCUGCUAGAGAGCCUGAACUGGAAGGUGCUGGACGUGUAUCGGAACUGCAUCGGCACCCAGCAGGAGGCCAACCUGGGCACCGUGCAGAUGCUGACCAUCAUUGAGCACCAGCUGGAUGAGCUGCUAGAGAACCUGGAGCGCGUGCCCCAGGUCAAGAUCGAGCAGGCCGAGAGGGCAAAGGAGAAGGAGCGGCGCAUCAGACUUCGAGAAGAGAAGCUCCAGAUGCAAAAGAUCCUACAGGAGGAGCGUCUGCAGCGGGCCCGGGCGCGUGCCCAGGCUGAGAUCAAGAAGAAGAGAGGCAGGACAUUGGUAUGCCGCUCACAACCCCCAGUCCACAGGAUCAAACAAGAGUCUGAGCACACACUGAUGGACAAGGAGAAGGAGGAGCUGCUAUUUUUCUUUACGUAAUCUUCGCAGACCAUAGCUGUUCUAGCUGAAGGCUUAGCAAAGAUGUUGGCAGAGUCUGGGCUGGGUCUUGAAUGGCCCAACUGAGUCUUCUCUGCCUCCUGUGUGCUCCCUUCCUCACCUGAAUAAAUUCAUGUCUUUUUGGAGUC